Leishmania braziliensis MHOM/BR/75/M2904 is the source of this 324-nucleotide messenger RNA. RefSeq lists its product as hypothetical. Gene Ontology annotation, biological process: autophagosome assembly; protein folding in endoplasmic reticulum. Gene Ontology annotation, cellular component: endoplasmic reticulum; membrane; EMC complex. The transcript has a single exon. The record is from RefSeq and is a predicted model, not a curated record. The coding region runs from base 1 to 324 and encodes 107 amino acids. Lineage: Eukaryota; Euglenozoa; Kinetoplastea; Trypanosomatida; Trypanosomatidae.
AUGGACGCUCACGAAGAUCGAUUUGUGGGCCGUGUGCUAGUGAAGAACUACGAAUCUGUGUUCCAGGUUCGGACAAUGGGAUCGCUUCUGGCGGGGAUUGCAGCUGGCGUUCUCGGACUCACGAACGUCUGGGGCUUCUUUUUUUUCAUAGCUUGUGCUGCUGUUACGUCCUUUUCCAUCAUGGCGUUCGGCUGCGGUGGCAACACGCACAGAUGCUUCCCGAAAGGAACCUCGGAGCUCUUCUCUGUACAGCAACUGCUCUCAGGUGUCAUGACAUACAUUCUUGUAUGGACGGUGGCGUACGACUCUAUCUACAUUUUUUAG